Brenthis ino (lesser marbled fritillary) is the source of this 765-nucleotide messenger RNA. The record is from the annotation of a GenBank genome assembly. NCBI's taxonomy places the organism in Eukaryota, Metazoa, Arthropoda, Insecta, Lepidoptera, Nymphalidae.
AUGUUGAAAGGUCUAGUAGGACUAGUCUCAGGUGGAGCAUCGGGUUUAGGCAGAGCGACGGCGGAACUACUCGUAAAACAAGGGGGAUCUGUCAUAAUUUGUGACCUACCCAGCAGCAACGGCCAGUAUACCGCUAAGCAACUAGGUCAAAAUGUGGCUUUUGUCCCUACGGACGUGACAUCAGAACUGGAUGUAAAGAAAGCCUUGCAAACAGUAGUGGAUAAAUUUGGACGUCUAGAUGUGGCAGUCAACUGUGCUGGAAUCGGAUCAGGAAUAAGAACAUAUAAUUUUAAAACAAAUCAACCUUUUGACUUAAAACUUUUUCAGAAAGUUAUUGAGGUAAAUUUGAUAGGCACUUUUAACGUCAUCCGCUUGGCAGCUGGCUUGAUUGGCAAGAAUGCUCCUGAUGCAGAUGGCCAACGUGGAGUUAUCAUUAACACUGCCAGUAUUGCUGCUUUCGAUGGUCAGAUUGGUCAAGCUGCAUACUCCGCAUCUAAAGCAGGUGUAGUCGGAAUGACUCUACCAAUCGCCAGAGAUCUCUCUAAGCAAGGCAUCAGAGUCGUAACUAUUGCCCCUGGACUAUUUCGAACGCCAUUAUUAGAGAAGUUGCCGGAAGCGGCCAUCCGACAAUUGGAGGCGAGUGUACCCUUCCCCCCGCGCCUCGGCGCUCCACACGAAUUCGCGGCCUUUGUUCAAGCAAUUAUUCAGAACCCUAUGCUGAACGGUGAAACUAUACGUCUCGACGGAUCACUUAGAAUGCAACCA